AUGAAUAGUAAGUUGUAGACAAAUAUGUUUAAAAAUAGAACAAUAGGAAAUCGUUAUCAUCAUAGGAAUAUACGAUUAUACGAAUUGCCGCCGCCGAGAACAUUCGAUAAUUAUCUUAUUAUUAUUAGAUUAACCCAAGUAACCAACAUAAUUUGGAUUUCCAGUUGUCAAUAUUGUUAUUUCAAUUUCAUCCAUUAGUCGUUAUAGACGUAUUUGUUAGCUCUGCGUCUACAUGCAUUUUAAGGAGGACAAUUCCGUGGAAGUGGUACCCAGUAAGUGGGUUACAAAAUAUAAAUGUGCUUGGCCAAACGGAAACACUAAAAAAUUUAUCGAAAGUCAAAGUGACCCUGAUUCACAAAUGUUUAAUUGGUUUAAAGCACGUGCAUUGUUGUCAAACAUCGAAUUAUAUUCUGAAGCACAUAAAAAAUGCAAAAAAGCUGUUUUUACUUCAGAUUUAUCAUCCUCCGAAAAUGACACAAGACUUCAACGAAAAUUAAACAGUAAUAAACUUAAAAAUCAUGGUAAAUCAGGUGAUGAUUUAGAUGAUUCAUAUAACGGAAAUUAUAGUGAGAUGCCGAAUUACGAGUCUGAUAAUAAUGAUCAAAGACCAAAAAUCUGCAAGUCUCCAAUUAAAAAGAAAAUCAGAAAAUCUCAACAUGUAUCAGUUACAAAAAAAAUAUUGUCUCCUAAGCAAGUCUUUGAUAUUCUAAAAUCUCCUAUAAAAGCAUCAUCAUCUCAAAAAUUUUUCUCGCAACCAUCAGAUACUCCAAUAUUGUCUCCUAAGCAAGGUUUUGACAGUUUAAAAUCUCCUAAAAGAGCAUCAACAUCUCAAAAAUUUUCUUCACAAUAUAAAUAUGCGCAAGAUACAAUAAUGUCAUCUCCUAAGCUGCAAGACUAUGUAGAUAUUGUGUCACCUAAAAAAACAUUAUCACAAAAAUCUAUUUCAUACGCAACAACUACAGAUGAAAUUUCACCAGUUAAGAAAACUCCAACUAAAAUAAGUUUUAAUGUAUAUUCUCCGAGCAUAUUAAUGUCAUCUCAAAAACGUAAUGUAAAGAAGCAGUUAUUUAAGACGAAAGAAAAUGGCAUACAUUCAGGUUCUAGUAUGAAAACUUCAACUAUGAUUUCUAGUAACACAAAAAAAUCAAAGUUUUUAACAGAUGAUCAAUUUAAAGAUAUGGUAUCCCAUAAUUUAAUAAUUAUAAAACAUGGCAUCAGAAAUUUAAAUGAAAAACUUGAUCUGAUAAUUGAAAGAAACAACAAAUUUUCACAAAACCCUGACAAUAAUUUACAUGAAGAUGAUAUGGAUUACGCAAAUCUCAACUGUAUUUUUCCAAUUGAUGACAUAAAUACCUUGAAUUGUAUUGAAGAACAACUGGCAUCAGAUCAAAAAUAUCAUAAAUUAAUGACAAAUAAACUAGUCGGAUUAGGUGGCAAAACAAUUCAAAUUUAUAUUAAAAGAGUUAUGCAGCUAUUAUUUACGGACGAACUACUACAAUAUUAUUCUUUUAGUGGCCGUGCAAACAAAAAAAAAUGUUUUUCAAAUUUAAUUAUUUCAAAGCUA
Molecule: messenger RNA, 1564 nt
Organism: Myzus persicae (green peach aphid)
Lineage: Eukaryota; Metazoa; Arthropoda; Insecta; Hemiptera; Aphididae
Exons: 13
Source: RefSeq, a predicted model, not a curated record